AUUUCCCUUCAAAGGAGGGUCUGCAAGAGCGGGUGGCCCAUGCAGAGGUGAUACUACCCGAUUUCCCACGCACGGGCUGGUCCGGGACUGCAGCCCAUGAGCUGCGUUAACUAGAAACAUCCUAGAGAGGAGUGAAGAUGAGGAAUAAUAUUAGUAGGAAUAAUAACAGCAAUAAAAACAAUAUAUAUAUACUACACCUGCUGACGGCGGUAGGGCUGCCAUCAAUUGACUUUAAAAUGCAUCCAGGCUUGACGGCUUUACGUUUUGCCCUGGAGUGAGUAACACCGGGCACGCAGCAUUUAAUUUCCACAGCUUUCCCAGCACCAGAAGAACAGCGGAGCCGUUUUCCACCCCCCCCCAGCUCCGGGCCCUGCCGGGAGCGCUGGGGGGGGGGGGGGCAGGGGCUGGGUCUCUGCCCCCGCUGUCCCCUCGAUUUUUCUGCCCACUCCCCGCUCCGUGGGGGUCCACGCACGGCCCCCGCGGUCAGCCCCACGCCGGCUGAGGCGAAGCCCCGUUCCCUCACACACACCCCCCCCACCACCACCACCACCCUCAGGGGUGGGGGGCAGCCAGCCCGACCCGCGGCCCGGUUGCUUCACCGGGCAGGGUCGAAGUCCAAGCGCCGGUGCCGCGGGCCGCCCUCCCGCCACGGACACACGCUCGCAGCCCCGCGACGGAGGCGGCCGGGCCGGCGGCGAGGUGGAUGUGACAGCCAUGGCGUGGCUCUUCGGCUACGUGGACGUGACCGACUCUGGCUUCAUUGCAGCUGUCCUCUCCAUCGCCUUCAACCCGCUCUUCUGGAACGUGGUAGCCAGAUGGGAGCACAAAACGCGAGCGCUCAGCCGAGUCUUCGGCUCUCCACGUGCUGCCUGCUACUGCCUGGGCGCAGUUAUCCUGAUGCUUAACUGUGUGCGGAGCCAUUGCUUCACGGAAGCCAUGAAGAGCCAGCCAAAGCUGGAGGGCUUGGACUGCCACUGGUCCUAUUACUUGGGUUUGGCCAUCUUGGCUGUAGGGACCUUGUUUGUCAUCUCCAGCUUCUUAGCACUGGGAUUCACCGGAACAUUUCUAGGUGAUUACUUCGGCAUCCUGAUGGAGGCAAAAGUGACCAGCUUCCCCUUCAGCAUCCUGGAUAAUCCCAUGUAUUGGGGCAGCACGGCCAUCUACCUGGGCUGGUCCCUCAUGCACGCAAGCCCAGCUGGCCUUUUGCUGACAGCUGUAGUGGCAAUUUCCUACACAAUUGCAGUGCUGUAUGAGGGGCCUUUCACAGAAGAAAUAUAUCGGCAGAAACAGAAGGGAGUGAAGAACAAGUAACAACAGUGUCUCGGAUUCCUUGGCACAGCGUGUCUCUGGUCCCCACGCUGUCCAAUUUGCCUGUUUUCCUACUGAGAUGUAUCCUACUAAUUAGCCCAGCAACCCUUAAUGAGCCAACUGAGCACCCAGCAGUAUCGAAGUGAUCAGAGGAACAGCCCGAGCGUGGUGGCACCUCCUCGCUGCAGCCCCUGGGAGCUGGAGGUCCCUGCCCCCCGGAUCCUUGUCCCCAUUGCUGGGUCCCUGCACCUCCUGCCACGAAGGUGAUGCUCUCCCGGGAGCCACAUGGCACAGGAGCUCCUCACCUCUUCUCCCUCACCAAUUAUUGAAGAUCUGAAGGGGGAAAAAAGCAACCCAGCUCCAGCCCCGGACUGGAGGGCAAGCCAAGUAAUGACGGAGACACCAGGGUCCUUUCAUAAGCGAGCUCUGAGCAUGAGGAAGCUCUGGCUCUGGCUGAUCCUGAAGAUCAUCGGAAGAUGCUGCCAAAGAGCUGUGGGAAGCAAAUAAAAGCUCAGGCGAAGCAACAGAGAGGGCUCAGGAGCCCCUAAGGUGUUCAAACACGGCUGGGGAAGGAAGAGGGGAAACUGCUGCCAACUCAACAACAAAACCUGCUGCAAACCCAACAACAACCCCCCCCCGCCUCUUUUUCGGGAGAGGGAAACCUCCCUGUCCAGAGCUGCGGUUUCCCACCGGUGCAGAGCCCUGUAGCAUCGCCGCGCUAUUCGCAAAGCCUCCGAGAAGGGGUGACUGAAAAGCACGUAGACGUGAACGGACGACCUAAACCGCUGCCCCGGGGUGGGGGGCUGGAAGGAUGGCAGAGGUCCCGUGGGGAAACCCCAGCUUGGAGAGGGCCAAAGGGCAGAGUCAAUCCCCAUCCGUGCCCUGUAGCUAUCCCCUCCUUGGCCAUGUGGGUGCCCCGGCCCCCUCCACACCCACCCAGCCCCUUCUUUUCCCCAGGGCCUACAUGAGGGUCCUGUCUGCCUUCCCCACCGCCCAGUGCCUUCCAGCUAUUUUUCACUGCCUUGCAGGGGCAGUGGGUGGGAGGGAAAGGGCUGCUUCUGCCUUCUGAGCUCUGCAGCAGCCGGGUACGGAUCUGCCCUUCUGCCCCUGCCACCAGCCUCGGCGAGUCCCAAAGAGCCCGGUGCUGGAUCCUGCCCUGAACGGGAAGAUCCCAAGGGGGAUGCUCCAGUCUCAGGCUCAGUGUUUACAGAUUCCCAGAACAGUUGGAAAAAGCUGUAAAUGACAAAAAAAAAAAAAAAAAAAAAAAAAAAAAGUGCAGCGUAAAGCUGCCGGUGGUGGUGUUGGAGAAGGGAGAUGCGGUGCCACGUCUCGGCGUCUUGUUGUCCCCCCCUGCAGAGGGUCCUCCCUUUUCUCAGUGUCACCCUCUGCAAAGUCCGAUUUCCUUUGCUUCUGCAUGUUGUAAUUCACCUUUCGGGCAUUGCUCAGCAGGAAUUAAAAAUGUUGGUUUCUUUUCA
Messenger RNA from Tyto alba (common barn owl), 2783 nucleotides. It is a transcript of the gene PEMT, whose product is annotated as phosphatidylethanolamine N-methyltransferase. The record is from RefSeq and is a predicted model, not a curated record. Gene Ontology annotation, biological process: phosphatidylcholine biosynthetic process. Gene Ontology annotation, molecular function: phosphatidylethanolamine N-methyltransferase activity. The transcript has 8 exons. NCBI's taxonomy places the organism in Eukaryota, Metazoa, Chordata, Aves, Strigiformes, Tytonidae. Bases 715 to 1311 code for a protein of 198 amino acids.